GAUACAUUUGUGGUUCUGAACAUUAAUUGGUCAGUGGUUGCUCUUGGCAUUAACAGCUCCCUAGUUAAAGUGGUGAGAUAUUAUGAUAUUAAGGGCUCAUAUUAUCAUAUUUCCUCAUCUCUUAAUCGUAGACAUUGGGAUUUUAAUCUCUUAAAAUUUCUCUGAUGUGGUUAUAUUAAGAAAUUUGGUUAUGACAUUCUUUGUGAAGUUAUAUACAUUUUUCAUUCUGUUACUUCAAGUUUAUAUCCUAAAAUACAAUGUUGGAAGUUUUGAAUAAUUUGGAUCUCAAAAGUGGAUAGUUAAUAUGUUUGUUAGUAAUUAUUUAUGUUAAGUCUCGAUGAAUCUUUCCACUUCAAGGAAAACAUAUUGCAAAGUAAUAUAUAUAGUUUUCUUUCUUAAGUGGAUAACUAAUAUGUUUGUUAAUAAUGACAAUUCUUGCAAAAUCGAUGGAAGGAAUUCCCUCAAGUAGAUUAUGAAUUUGAGUAGUUAAAAAAUGAUCAUAAAGUUAUUUAUUGCAAAAGAUCUGAGACCUUUUUCCGUUGAUGCCUGACCUUCAAAUCCUAUUAUAUGUUUCAUGAAAUUCGAGUCAAUGAGAUAGCAUGAACAGAAAUGGUCAAAGAAUGAGAAACAGACAUAUUGCUAAUAGUAAAGUGUGGAAGGGCCAUCCUGUUUUUGCUCGUAAAUCUCAUAAUUUAUGAUUUAGUGAGUCAUGAAUUUACUUCAUUUAGGACUAUGAGAAUAUCACACACUAUGUGGGGCUUGUCAUGAACUCACGAUGGCAUGAUGGCUGAUAUUUAGUUAUGCAUUAAAUCCAAAUAUAUGAAGUUACUACUAAUUUCUUUAAGUUCAUUGUUUGAAGAUACAGUUUUUUAAAACACUAUAAAGUUUAUAUUCAUGUUUUUUCUUUUUCUCUUAUUCUCUUGUUUUAGAGUGGUUAGAUGUAAUUUAAAUAAUUUCUCUGGAAAGUGUGAGUGUACUGAGGUUAUUGAGUGAUUGAGAGUGAAAUCAAUGUGUUCUAAGUUCUAGCAAUUUUCAGUGUUAUUUUCUGAUUGUCGAUCAGUUUUGACACUGAUUGUAAUUUUUCUCCGAUAUUAGAGAUUUUCACAUUAUAUUAUUGUGUUGUGUUGUGAUUAUGUUUCUACUUUUAAUUUCUCUAUUGUUUUCCAACAUUGAAUUGGGUAAGUUGAGCAAUGGAGCGCUCUAACUUCUUGGCUGCCCUUUUCUUCAUUCCCCUUUCCCUUCUUUUAGCCUUUCACUCUCUUUGGAAUUUGGAUUAUAGAAUGCUUCUACACAUCGCCUUUUCCUCCCUCUGCUGUUACCAUUUCACAACUGCUGCUAAUUACCUUAGAACGUAAAUGAUAUGGCGAUAAAUAGCCACUUACAAAUAAAUUCAGAUUGGUCUUUUCCAAAAAUAUUAUUCAGAUUAUAGUACUAAUUAAAAACAUUUUACUUCGUCCAUUAAGCAAGUGAUUAGGGGUUCGAAUCUCAAUUCUUGUGAAUUGAGAAAACUCAUUGGUUAGCCCCUACCACUUAAUGUAUUGACCGUGAGGUGAGAGGUCAAUCUCAUGGUUGUCGACUGUGAUAUAGUUUACCUUAGUCAACACCAAAUAUAUGGGGAGUGUGGACUCUUCAUUUGUGGCAACCAAGAGUUUUUAGUUGUCACCAGGGAGAGGAUGGAGACAUAUCUCGGAAACUCAAUGAUUGAGAUUUUGUCACACUAAGAAAAUCCCUUCCCCUCUUAUUUAUCUUUUCUUUCUAUGCAUCUCUCUAUAAGUACUUCUUUUCUCGUUGAUGAUGGUGCUUGAAUGAACCAAUUAUCUAAGCAAUAUGGCUGAGGGUGAAGCAGCAGCUGGGAAAUCUCUUAGGGAUUUUGAUCCUCAAAAGAAACCCAAAAGGAACAAGUUUGCUUUGGCUUGUGCCAUUCUAGCUUCCAUGACUUCCAUCCUACUUGGUUAUGAUAUUGGUGUGAUGAGUGGAGCAGUCAUCUACAUAAAAAGGGACCUUAAAAUCUCCGACGUGCAAAUCGAAAUCCUGUCCGGAAUCAUGAACAUUUACUCUCCGAUAGGCUCUUACAUAGCCGGCAGAACCUCCGACUGGAUUGGUCGGCGUUACACAAUCGUGCUUGCCGGUUUGAUUUUCUUCGUGGGAGCCAUCUUGAUGGGAUUUUCUCCCAACUAUGCGUUUCUCAUGUUUGGCCGCUUCGUCGCCGGCGUUGGCAUUGGUUUCGCGUUCCUCAUUGCCCCUGUCUACACCUCUGAAAUCUCUCCAACUUUGUCUCGUGGCUUCCUCACUUCAUUGCCUGAGGUUUUUCUAAAUGCGGGAAUCUUAAUCGGAUACAUAUCAAACUACACAUUUUCCAAGCUACCACUCCGCCUAGGCUGGCGCCUCAUGCUUGGAAUCGGUGCUAUCCCCUCCAUAUUUCUCGCUGUGGUAGUGCUAGCCAUGCCGGAGUCACCAAGGUGGCUCGUUGCCAAGGGUCGCAUUGGAGAAGCUAGAAAAGUCCUCAACAAAAUCUCUGACUCCAAGGAAGAGGCUCACCUCAGGCUAGUCGAUAUCAAACACCAAACUGGAAUCCCCGAGGAUUGCAAUGACGAGGUUGUUCAGCUAAACAACCAAGUUCAAGUCCAAGGCAAGGGUGUGUGGAGAGAACUUUUUCUUCAUCCCACCCCCGCAGUUCGUCACAUUUUCAUCGCCUCCCUCGGGAUUCAUUUCUUCGCACAAGCCACUGGCAUAGACGCUGUUGUUUUGUACAGCCCCAGAAUCUUUGAGAAGGCAGGGAUCAAAUCAGACACAUACAAGCUCCUUGCAACGGUAGCUGUUGGAUUCGUGAAAACCUUGUCCAUUUUAUUGGCUACAUUUUUGUUGGACGGUGUCGGGCGACGCGUGUUGUUGUUGACCAGUGUGGGUGGGUUGGUCCUUUCACUUAUGACCCUUGGGGCGAGUCUCACUGUCGUUGACCACUCACAUGUCACAUGGGCCCUUGGGCUCAGCAUCGCUGCGGUGUUAUCCUACGUGGCCACUUUCUCCAUUGGGUCAGGGCCCAUUACAUGGGUUUAUAGUUCUGAGAUAUUUCCUCUGAGGCUUCGUGCUCAAGGUGUGGCUAUUGGGGCUGUGGUGAAUAGGCUCACCAGUGGGGUUAUCUCAAUGACCUUUUUGUCCCUCUCUAAUGCAAUCACUAUUGGAGGCGCUUUCUUUCUUUUUGCGGGAAUUGCAGUUUGCGCGUGGAUUUUUCACUACACAUUGCUCCCUGAAACACGUGGCAAGACUCUAGAGGAAAUAGAAGGGUCUUUUGGUCAUUUCUGGAGAAAGCCUAAUGCCGCCAAAGAAGUUAACGGUAGAAACAAUUUUAUUAACCAAGUCAAAUUAAGUACAAAUGCUGACAACAAAUAGUAUGUUUGGUUAUGAUGUGGGAAGUUCUAUAAUCAAUUAUAAUAAGAUGUUAGAAAAUUUAGCUUCGAAUUACAUGGUUGAUGGAUGAUGGUAAUCCAAACAUACUACUCCUUCCUCCUUUAAAAAAAAAAAAAAUUGUCCUUUUCUAUGAGACUCCUACUGAAUUUCAGAAAAAAAUAUUACUUUUUUCA
Molecule: messenger RNA, 3581 nt
Organism: Lotus japonicus
Lineage: Eukaryota; Viridiplantae; Streptophyta; Magnoliopsida; Fabales; Fabaceae
Product: polyol transporter 5-like
Exons: 3
Coding region: 1828-3390 (520 amino acids)
Biological process (GO): transmembrane transport
Cellular component (GO): membrane
Molecular function (GO): carbohydrate:proton symporter activity
Source: RefSeq, a predicted model, not a curated record